CGAGGAUUCAAAAGUUGGUUUUGUAUGUCUAAGUCUCCUGACUCAUCCCCUUCCUGCUUCUCAGCCGAAGCUGUGGCGAGCGAGGAGGAGGUAAGUGAGGGGAAGUUGGUAGUGAAUGAGGACUGGGACCGAUGGAUGCCUGACCCCUUAGAGGCUCUCCAUCAUACCGGACCGCCGUGGAAGCGACGCAUUGACUUGCUCAGUCUCCUCGUGGGCAUUUAUGGAAGCAAGAAGUCCUUCCUAGUGGAGUAUCGCAACCUUUUGGGCCAACGUCUUCUCCGACAACUUAACUUUGACACUGCUGCGCAGAUGAGACAUCUGGAGCUGUUGAAGCUCCGUUUUGGAGAAGCUGAUUUGCAGGAGUGUGAGGUAGAUGGGCUUUUUACGUCAUAUUUUUGGACCUUCCAAUGUGAGCUCGAUCGAAGCCUCCAUACGAUCCUAAGUAUUCUCAAUGUAAUUUACUGUUUUGGGGUUGAACUCUUCACAUGGCGUGAGGUAAUUAUCGCUUUGACGGUCUAG
Molecule: messenger RNA, 519 nt
Organism: Hydatigera taeniaeformis
Lineage: Eukaryota; Metazoa; Platyhelminthes; Cestoda; Cyclophyllidea; Taeniidae
Source: the annotation of a GenBank genome assembly